Messenger RNA from Gigantopelta aegis, 6315 nucleotides. RefSeq names its product tyrosine-protein kinase Src42A-like. Lineage: Eukaryota; Metazoa; Mollusca; Gastropoda; Neomphalida; Peltospiridae. Gene Ontology annotation, biological process: cell differentiation; innate immune response; protein phosphorylation. Gene Ontology annotation, molecular function: non-membrane spanning protein tyrosine kinase activity; ATP binding; signaling receptor binding. The transcript has 8 exons. Gene Ontology annotation, cellular component: extrinsic component of cytoplasmic side of plasma membrane. The record is from RefSeq and is a predicted model, not a curated record. The coding region runs from base 116 to 1783 and encodes 555 amino acids.
GUGGCAGAGACGUGUGUUGUUCGGCUAUGUCUGAGAUCAUAAUGAAUUUUAAUAAUGUCGGUACAAUUCUUUUCGGUUUUGACGUAUUUACAAAUAUAUUUGGUAAUGUUUUCAGAUGAUCGACACCAUAUUCGAUUUAGGAAAAUGUCUGGAUUUAUAUGAAUGUCUGUACUUUACCGUUAAGAUGGGAAAUUGCUUCGGAAGCAAUGGUAAUCCAUCCCCUACUCACAAUGGUGGCGAUUCCACACCCCUUCGAACGGUUAAAGCAGCCUCAUCGGAGAAUGGUGCGGUAAGCGUGUCCACACCUGGUAGUUCCACUGUCCUGAACGCCAAUCAGUCUUCAGUCACACCCAUUUCUCAGUCCCCUCAGCAUCAAUCCGAGCAGUCGCUACCUUUAGCAGGGGAUACACAGUCGUCCAACUUAAAGAUUUUUGUAGCUUUGUAUGAUUAUGAUGCCAGGACGGAUGAGGAUUUGAGUUUCAAGAAAGGACAGUAUCUUGAAAUUAUAAAUGACACUCAAGGUGAUUGGUGGUAUGCAAAAUCACGAGCAACAAAAGCAGAAGGAUAUAUACCAUCGAAUUACGUGGCAAAACUAAGAAGCCUAGAAUCUGAACCGUGGUAUUUUGGGAAAAUCAAGAGAGUAGAAGCUGAAAAGAAAUUAUUGUCUCCUGAAAAUGAGCAUGGAGCUUAUCUAAUACGUGACAGUGAAAGUCGAAGAAAUGACUACUCACUAUCAGUCAGGGAUGGAGACACUGUCAAGCACUACAGAAUUCGUCAGCUCGAUGAAGGAGGAUUCUUCAUCGCUCGGCGAGUUACGUUCAGGACGCUGUCUGAUCUGGUUGACCAUUACGGUGGAGACGCUGAUGGUCUGUGUGUGAACCUGAGGAAACCAUGUUCACAGGUUGAGAAACCACAGACAGCUGGCUUGUCGUACAACACCAACGACCAAUGGGAGAUUCCCAAAAGCUCACUGAAACUCAUUCGUAAGAUCGGCCAUGGUCAGUUUGGAGAGGUGUGGGAGGGUCUGUGGAACAACACCACCCCAGUGGCCAUAAAGACUCUCAAACCAGGCACCAUGGAUCCAAAGGAUUUCCUGGCUGAGGCUCAGAUCAUGAAGAAGCUUCGACACGCCAAACUGAUCCAGCUGUAUGCCGUGUGUACACAGGACGAACCCAUCUACAUCGUCACAGAGCUAAUGAAACAUGGCAGUCUUCUCGAAUACUUACAAGGAAAGGGUCGAGUAAUGAAGCUGCCCCAGCUGAUUGACAUCGCUGCCCAGAUUGCUUGUGGAAUGGCUUACUUGGAGUCUCAGAAUUACAUCCAUCGAGAUCUGGCUGCCAGAAAUAUCCUCGUUGGAGAAAACAACAGUGUUAAGAUUGCUGACUUUGGAUUAGCACGUGUCAUUAAGGAGGACGAGUAUGAAGCCAGAGUUGGUGCACGGUUCCCCAUCAAGUGGACCGCUCCCGAGGCAGCCAACUUCAACAGAUUUACAAUCAAGUCGGAUAUCUGGUCAUUUGGAAUCCUACUCACAGAAAUAGUCACAUACGGCAGAGUCCCCUAUCCAGGAAUGACGAAUGCUGAAGUACUGCAUCAAGUUGAGCACGGUUACCGCAUGCCCAUACCACCUGGAUGUCCGAAAACACUGUACGACAUCAUGCUUGAAUGCUGGCGGAAAGACGAAAUGGAAAGGCCGACCUUCGAGACUCUACAGUGGAAACUGGAGGAGUUCUAUCCCUUGUCUGAGCAGCCAUCGGAGUACAAGGAAGCCUCGUUUGUACGAUGAGAGAGACUCUAGUGAAAUGUUUUUAUUGUCACCUCAUUUCCAGACACCAUCUUACAAAAUACAAGAUUCUUUUAGUAUUAAUGCUUGUUUUUGUGAAUGUGCAACCUGUCUAUGUUGUUAAAGAAAGAUGACAUUUUGUAAUAUGAUGCUUCUUUCGUUGAAAGACUAAAUAGUUUGUAGAUUGUAUUGUAUUGUACAAUACACUUUCUUGGCAUGACGUUUUGCAGAUUGGCAUCAGGUUUGUACUAUAAAAUUUACUAUUUUUCCACUAACGUUUUCUUAGUAGGUUGCUUUUUUAAAAGUCUGUAGUUCACAUUUUAGUACAAAAGUGAAGAACGUCAAUGGGGUUCUUUAGUAUUGUAGAAGUUCAUCACAUAUUUCCAGUGAUAAUAUACUAAACAAAAGAAACACAAAUAUUUUAAUGUAUUAUUUUUUCAUGAUACAAAUUAAUCGGUAAAUAAACUUAAAAUGGUUUAAAAUGUUCUCUAGACAUUCAUCAUUUUAAUAGACACAAAAACGGGGAUUUCAAAAUGAAUAAUUUAAAGAAAAAAUUAAAUUAAUAUUUGCAUUUCUUUUGUUGUCCAGUAUAUCUAUCAUGUUUACCAAAUGGAAGAAAUGGAAUAUUUGGCAGAAAUCAUGUUUUAUCACGAUUUGAUGGUUCUGUGGAAAUAGAUAACUAUUAUUUUGUAUCACUGCCAGCAUUUCCUCAUACAGUUCAGGACAAGUUAGGAGACAUAAGUGAUCAACAGUAUUUUUCCUAGGCACCUUCUCAAAAAUGUGAAUGGCAACCAUGUGACCGAUUAUUUCAACCUGAGGUUAUAGUCUGAUAUUCCAUUUCUGCAUUAAAGUACUAAAUACAUCACUUGCAAGCCAUUCUUUUUGGAUAUGCUGAAAAUUUAACAAAUAACCCAAUUUAUUGCUUUGUUAGGAAGCAAGAGAAAUUACAAACAUUUAUUCAGCAGUCUGGAUUCAAAACCUGCUUCUGUAGGAACAUGAGUAGGCAAACUGUCCUGUAACUUGAAAGUGCUUCAUACAUUUUAUAUUAUAUAUAUGUACAUACCAUUGUAAGUUAAAGCACCAUCAGUAGUAGUUUUCACCAGGCUUCUAGUUGUCCGUGUCGGCAUCAUGCACAUUUAGAUUGGAUGUUUUAUUGUUGUAUGUAUAGAAAGCUACGUACAUAUCUUUUAAAAUGCAUAAAAACAAGUCAAUUAUGUAUCAUAUAAACUUUAUAUGACAUUUGUUUUUUAGCAUGCAUGUAUUAAAAUGAUGAGCUCUUUUGAUAACGUUUUGUGAAAUUACCGGUACUUCAUAUAUGUGAAUUGAGGAAUCUUGUGUCUGAUGUGUGUAAGGUAAUUUCCUUGAGGUAAUAAUUUCUAACAAAGUGAUUAUUUGAAACUGUCUAGUGUAUAUUUCUACAAUAAACCUUUCAAAUAGAAAUCAAAGUACAGUCUGGAUUCAAACUUGUUUGAGUGUUGGUGGUUUUAAACUUGGUCAGUGAGAAAAGAAGAGAAAAAGCUGAACAAUCAACUACAUGCAAUCUGUAAGACUGACCAUUGAAAAGAAUCCAGUUUUAUUUAAUAUUAAGUAUGUUAGUUACUUAUUCAGACCAAGAUUCAGCCACAACAUUUUAUGCAUCAUUACUUUUAAAAUAUAAAUACAUUUUAAUUCUUCUUUGUGCAGUUCUGUACAAAUUAUUUGACAUUGGAUGCAGAAAUAAUAUUUUGAGUGGGUAUUUCAUAUGCUAGCAAGACGAGGUGAUUUAUUUGUCAUUCACAGGGUUUCUGGCAGAAUUUUUUUUUUUGGUAUGGUACUAUGAAAUUGAAUAUUUACAAGGUGUGUGCUGAAUUCUACUUCAGUCAUAGGGCAUGUGGGAGGCCUCCCCCAGAAAGAAUAUUGGGUUAGGGGUAAAGAAAAUCAUACAUUAAUGAUGAGUCAUUAAUUUUGUCAAAAGGUCAACUUAAAAAAAAAAAUUACCCUCUGGCAGAAACCCCCCAAUUCAUUUAUAACUGGAGAGGUAGUUUCUUUGUCAUUCGUUUGCCACUUUGGAGAGGUGAUUUUUUGGCAAGCAUACAAUUGGAAGCAAACUUUAAUGUGUAUUUAUGGCCAUUGUACUUUCACUACUCGCAGUUAAAUUUCAUUUAUGUUAUGUAUUAUAUGACCUAUGGUUAAGUCAGUUUAAUCAUGCAUGCCCAUCCAUGGCGACUAUUCUUGUUAUAAACAACUGUGUGCCAUGAUGAUUAUGUUGUCCUUCAUUAGAUGUAGUUGCAUGUAUUAUCAUUAGCAGUCUAGUGACACAGAGUGACUGAUUGAUUGUGCCAUCAUUGAGGUUGUGUUGUUAAAAACAUGUAUGGUGUAUUAAUGCAUGUAUGGACUUUUUUGUAACAAAAACAAAUGCCAACAGAAAUCAGCACCAGUUCUUUAUUUCCCCCCCCACCCCCAACAUAUAUGUGAUGGAGAAAUGAACGAUGCUGUUGAACGAUUUCAUUUAUAUGCAUGUGAAGAUAUCUUGUGCAUCUUUUGAAAUAUUUGCUUCAAAUUAAAUCACCUAUUACUAUUACAAAUCACAUUCAUUGCAUUUUAAAAAUAUAUUUUGUCUCAUCUCCCCCCCCCCCCCCCCCCAAUCUCCUAUUCCAAAUAUUAUUAGCUAGUCUGAAAUUACACGUCCCCCACCAUUGUUAUUUAUAACUAACCAGGGCUCACAAGGGGAUGAAUUUGGUUUUUAACAAUUUUCAGACAUGUAGAGCAUUUCCUAAAUGUGGCUACUUUAAAUACAUUUAGGUUAGCCAAAUACUAAAUGUAGCCACUUUGUAUAAAAAUUAGCAGUUAGCUAAUUUGACUAAGAGCAGGGCGAGCCCUGACUAACGAUAGAUUACUACAGAUGUGAUCCACAUUUCACAGUUCGGGCAAGUCGAGGUUAUAUACAUAAUUGGUGCUCAUUAAUUCAAUAGAUUGUAUGUUUUGUAACAUAUGGAUUGGAAUUGUUAAAUGAAUGAAGGAAUUGUAUUUGUGGGAGGCUGAGUAAUAGGGUUGCACUGGCGAUUCAGUAUUAUAUAUGCCUGUUUGACAAUCCCAUUUCCAAUAAAAUAAAAUUAUUAAAAAUAUAUUAAAGUAAAUGUAUUGGCGGACUUAACAGGAAGGAUUCUAUUGCCAAAUUGAAGAAUUUUAAGAGAAGAGAUUGUUUUAGGGUGUAAAAGUGUUGGAAUUGUAUUGGCAAGAAGUUGGUUUCAAAUGAAAUCCAAAUGCUUUAUUGUCUCAGUGGUUAUUGGGAACUUGAACCUGAAACUUGUUUUACAUGCCUAUAUCCACUAGGGUUCAGGCAUGUCUACCUUGAGUCUGGCCCCUGGCAUGGUCAGCGGUUUGCCCCAAGGGAGAAGGUUAUUGGUAAGACAAUGAUCACUUAUAUAUAGUGUAAUUCUAAUUAAUCUUUUCACAACAAGUGGUGUCUACGUUAGACCAAGUCUUGCUGUUGUGAGUUGGAAGUAAGACAAUCUUGAAAACAAUUGGUGAAUUAUUAAGUAUUGGGCCAUUAAUGCUAUAUUAGCAAGGCAUACAAAGAGGUCGUGAUAUUAAUAGCAUAUUUGGUGCACCAGUCAAGAUUAGAACUGAACAUUGGGGUCAUAUUCAGAAUUCUUCUUGGAAAAAUAUUUUGAAGGACAAACUAGUUGGUAAUUUGUAAAAAAAUAAUUAAAAAUUACUCGAUAAUGGUAAACAGUACACACACAAAAAGCAAGUUACUUACACAAAUCUGCUUGUGUACAUAAGCAUGCUACAUUUAUACUCUGUAUGGCACUUUAUAUAUUGCAUCCAUCAGACCGCCAUGUAAAAACAAUUAAGUGAGUGAUUGCUCACCUAACUUUAUGGUGAGCCAUUUUAGAUAUUACCAUUUUGAUACGAUAUCACUCCUAAAUGGUGAGGUCUGUUGCAUGGAAAAACAUUAUUGACAUUAUUGAAAGGUAAACACUUGCAGCCAAAUGUCAAAACUUUUUUUCAAAAACUGAAUACAAGCAAAUAUUUUCAGUGGUACACCCGGUUAAAUUUAUCCAACAGUUAUACCGAUGAUAUGCAGUAUUUAAUUUAACAAAUUAUAGAGUACCUGUGUGUAGUAUUUAAGAAAUUGUAACUAGGUGAGUGAAAGCACUUUAUCGAAAUACAUUUAUGGUGCUAAGCAUGUAGCAGCUGAAAAUGUAGUGGAAUUAACAAAUUAUUUACAGGAAACUAGCUCAGAUUCACGUGCCAACCCGAAUGAAUAUUUUCAUGUUUAUAUAUUUAUAGAUGGUAGCUGCCUGCACCUAGCUAUUUUAUGUUUAUUAAUGUGAAUCUCCUCAUACCAUUGUGUAUUGUAAAAUAUACCGUCUCGGUGGAAAUAUGUUAACAUUAUUGGUGUAGUGCUUAAAUGUUUACUCGUUGCUAAUAAACAGAAUCAUGUGUGUUUGUUGUGGCAGAAUGUGCAAUCCCAUAUGUCAUGCAAAUCUUAUUUGUACAGCUUGCAGCACUUGCAAGUUUUCUUAUGUAAUAAAUUUCUUACAACUCUU